AUAGGUAUUGGAUUGAGAAUCGAUCAGUAAUAUUUAAUGAAUUCGCGCCGUACAACGUGAACUCCACAUUAUCUACAUAGGAUACCACUGUCGGACCUACUGCAGAGAUGUGGUCAAUAAUGUUGUUGUUAAGUUUAAAUAUUUACAUUUUACUGUCAAUAGUGGAUGGCAGUAAAAUCAUUUUUAUGGAUACUAUGGUGAAGAAAGAUCCUUUUAAUGAUACCUUAGCUAUGAAUGUAACUGGAACUAUGAAUGAAAUUGGACCUUUAAGUUCUAUGRUCUUAGAUAAAAUUUCCAAUGAAACUAGACCUAUGAAUUCUAUAUUCCUAGAUAAAAUUACUAAUGAAACUAAACCUAUGCACAUAAAUACAAUAAUGAAUGAAACACAAAAUAUGAAUGAAACUAAAACUAUGAAUGAAACUAAACCUAUGAAUGAAACAAUUCAUCAACACGUACAAAACUCAACUUCAAAGGCAGACGUAUUGAUACUAGGUUUAUUCGAUGCGACAUUAAAUAUUGACAGAUCAAUUGAAAGUUUGCAAUCACAUAGCUCUAGUCAAGAUCAUAAUAUAGUUAUAUCACCGAUAAGUAUAGCGGCUGCUUUGUCACUUGUCCUUCUGGGAGCUCAUGGUGAGACUAAAACAGAAGUUGGUAAAUUGUUUGGUUACGAUGAGAUGACAACAAUCCAUUUAUCUGAGAAUAAUAACCAAAAUUUCAAGGAUUUGGGAUUAUUAUUAAAUUACUUUCAAGCCAACUCUGGUGAAAAAUUGGGCACAGAAGUUAACCUGGCAAAAGCAAUGUUUGUUCAAAAUGGCUAUAAUAUUACAAAAAACUUUAUAAAAGCAGCUGAAGAUUAUUUAAAUACUAAAUUGGUUACAGUUAAUUUCAAAUMAGAUGGAGUACAUGCAAAACACAUUAUAAACCAAUGGGUGUCUAAUCAAACCCGUGGAAAAAUUGAUGAUAUAUUGCCUGAAAUUCCUCCAGCUGAUACCAAGACUAUUAUUGCAAGUGCUUUAUAUUUCACAGGUGAAUGGGAGAACCCAUUUUUUAUUAAUUAUACCAGAAUAAAACCAUUUUAUUAUGGAUCAAUCACUGGUGAUAGAAAAUCACCUAGACAAAACAAGGAUUGCAUAUACGUCCCAAUGAUGGUAGGCAGUAGUGAAGUACUGUUUCAUAAAAAUGAAGCAUUAGAGUUUAAAGCCAUUGGGCUACCAUAUAAAGGCAAUCGAUUUAUAACAUAUUUUGUGCUUCCCGACACAAAUGUCAGUUUAAGCAGUUUAGUAGCAAAAAUGAAUGGAAAAACAGUCAGAAACAUAACCAACAAUACAAAACUCACAGAAUUGACAUAUUUUGUGCCUAAAAUGACUCUCAAGUCUUUGACCAAUCUACGACCAGUUUUGCAGAAUUUAGGGAUUAACAAAAUGUUUGACCCUACAAAGGCUGAUUUAUCAAAUAUGGCUACAGAUAUGGGCACUUACAUUAGUGACAUUUUACACCAAGUUGAAAUUGAUGUCAAUGAAAUUGGUACAGUGGCGUCAGCAGCUACUGUAGUAACUAUAACUAGAGGAGGCCAGACUAUUUUUAAUGUAAACAAGCCAUUUAUAUUUUUUAUUCAUCACGUAGAAAGUGAUACAAUAGUAUUUUGGAGUACUGUAUAUAAACCUACGCCACAUUCAAUGACGCCACCAAAUUUAAAUUCUUAUAAAAAAACAUAAAUCCCUAUUAGUAUAAUUUGAAAUAUUUUUUUUUUUUUUAUUGUAAU
This is a messenger RNA of Diuraphis noxia (Russian wheat aphid), 1762 nucleotides long. Its product is annotated as leukocyte elastase inhibitor-like. The record is from RefSeq and is a predicted model, not a curated record. NCBI's taxonomy places the organism in Eukaryota, Metazoa, Arthropoda, Insecta, Hemiptera, Aphididae. Gene Ontology annotation, molecular function: serine-type endopeptidase inhibitor activity.